Messenger RNA from Neoarthrinium moseri, 1479 nucleotides. RefSeq lists its product as uncharacterized. The transcript is spliced from 5 exons. The coding region runs from base 1 to 1479 and encodes 492 amino acids. NCBI's taxonomy places the organism in Eukaryota, Fungi, Ascomycota, Sordariomycetes, Amphisphaeriales, Apiosporaceae. The record is from RefSeq and is a predicted model, not a curated record.
AUGCCAAGAGUGAAGUCGGUUGAGCGGCGGCGGGCCAACCACGCCAAGUCGCGUAAAGGCUGUCUAACAUGCAAGGGUAAGGAACCCGAAGAUCAGACCAUGCAAUUCCAUCUCGAGUACUUGACUCAUUUCCCUGUCACGCCUCACAGCUCGCCACAUCAACUACCGAGUCAUCCUGACGACACCCAAACGAGUCGCCGCGCUUUUGAAUUCUUCUGCACUGUAACUUGCGGGCAGCUCUCAACAAGGCUGGAAGGCGAGUUUUGGAGUCGCUUCGUUGUUCCGCUUGCGUCUCAGGAUAGCACUGUUCGAUCCGCAGUCAGCGCAUUUGCGGCAUUCCACGAGGAUUUCAUGCGUGGUAUUAACCUAACCAAGGAAGUCAACUACGAUGCUCUCCAGAUGUAUAACUCAGCCAUCAUAGAACAUGUGAGGAACUCUGACCCAAGUGUACAUCUUGAACCAGCCGUAGCAUUUGUGCCUUGCUUGAUAUUCGCAAUCAUUGAGAUGCUAAGAGGCAAUCUUGUCGCCUUUACACAACUGAUUUCCAAAUCCUUUCCGUUGAUACUUGCGAUGAACCGCGAGCGGGGCGAAAACGAAGAUCGCAUGUCACAAUCUCCCCUCUACGUUAUCAUCAUCAUGUUCCGCAACUUUGUGAUGGAUGCUUGUGGGGCAAGUAGAAUGCUGGGCUCCGAAGCUUGGCUAUCACUCGAUGUUCCGAACCUUGACCAAACUCGGAGGAGUAUGCCCUGCGUAUUUUCAUCUGUCUUGGAAGCUCGCCGUUUUCUUGACGCCCUAGCCCAAGCAUUUGUCAGCGAGGGCUGCCACGAUGAGAUACCGCUCUCAAGUGAUACUGAUAUAAGGAUUGGCUGCGAUGAACAUUGGAAAGAGACCCUUGCGAGCUGGACGGCAGCUUUCGAAGGGUUCCUCGCAACUGAUGAGACUUUGUCGAAAGCAGACCUCCAGGAGGCUCGAAUACUACAGAUUCGCUCUUUACAUUAUCAGAUUUCACUAGACGUCAGUCUGAGAGAGGGAGCAUAUAAUCAGAUGGUCUGGGAUCAGUACCUUCCACAGUAUGAGGUCAUUGUGAACCUUUCUGAAGCUCUAUGCGAAGAGUCCAACAACAAAGAUGCCAAGCCUUUUCUAUCGCUAGGGCGUUGGCUCGUGGGACCCCUCUCGGAUAUUGCGGUGAGGUGCCGCGAUCCUGGGUUUCGAAGAAGGGCCGUUGCAACACUCGAGAGAUUUCCCCAGAGGGAUGGUUUCAUGGAUGGCCGUCUCGCUAUUGAGGCUGCAAAGCGCUGUAUCGAGAUAGAAGAGGGGGGAUCAGAAGUUCUUUGUGCUGACAACGUCCCUGAGUCGAGACGCAUAUCUAGGGUGAGGGCUAUUCCGGAUUCAGUCAGACAAAAGGUAUCCCUGAGGUACUUCCGAUAUACAGACGGCAAUGAUCCGUCCGGUCUAGAGGUUGAGGAGCCGCUUGGUUAG